Messenger RNA from Ctenocephalides felis (cat flea), 2222 nucleotides. RefSeq lists its product as uncharacterized. The transcript has 7 exons. The record is from RefSeq and is a predicted model, not a curated record. The coding region runs from base 87 to 2222 and encodes 711 amino acids. Lineage: Eukaryota; Metazoa; Arthropoda; Insecta; Siphonaptera; Pulicidae.
GUUUUCUGAUAAUGUUUUAAGAACUGAUUUUGUGCAAAUUUGAUGUACCAGUAAUUUUCAAAUGUAUCCGAGAUCGGAUUUUCAACAUGAUCCUGAAUAAGCCGGAGGACAUCAGGCCAGAGGGCUCCAGGAGAUCUAGUUCAGCAUCAGGUUUCAAGUUAUUACUGGGAGAUGUUUGCGAAACCGUUUCUGUACAUUCAAAACAAUCUUGCAAACAAAAAAUAGAUUCUAUGUUUGAUGAUUCAAGAUCCGGGAUGGGUAGACAUUUAUUAAACAAUCCUUUAGAGGAAGAAGAGGAACCUAGAAUUUCCAAUUGCGUACAAGCCAAAAUUGAACGAAUGUUCAGUGAUGUAGUGAUAAGUUCCGAAGAUAAAAAUCGAGAACUAAACGGCAAUGGAAAUAAUGAAUUUUCUGUUCGAUUUUUGGGAGUUGUGGCCUUACCAAAUAAAAUCACAAAUUUGGAAGGAUUACAGGAACCUCUGCAUAAACUAUACGCUGGUGCAGAUCAAGCAAAGAAAUGUAUUUUAGAUAUUUGUCCAGCCGGUUUAAGGGUACGUGAAAUCGGAACAAAAGAGAUGCAUAUAAGUCAAUUUUCAAAUAUAACUGUGUGGUCAGCUGUUAAAUAUGUUAUGGACGUUGUUAACAACACAUCAGCUUUUCUUCCCUUAAUAACUGAUCCUGAUAAUUUGAAUAAACGGAAACUUUUUAGACCUAUCAUCGGAAAUAGAUCUAGUUCCAAGCCUGAACCUAUGUUCGUAGUAGUCAUGAAAACUAAUACCGACUCGAACAAAUUGCUGGAAUGUCAUGGAUUCUUAUGCAGAACGUCUGAAGAUUCAAUAGUGAUCGCUGCAACCUUAUACCGAAGUCUUGUAUCGCAUAUGACGAACAAAUCCCGUCGUUCUGAAGAUGUUAUUAAUAGAAGCCCUAAAUCAUUCGCGGGAAUCGAACGAAAACUUAAUAGGUCUUUCAAAAUGAAUGGCAUGAGCAAAAAGAACAGAAAACUGGACAAAGAACCAAUUGCUUCGAGCAGCAAACCUGUCCGACCACCAAGAAAAAAGCGUCCUGCACCAUUAAGACCGUCAGGGGAAUAUUGCACUCCAGUUGAUGCAGUUAAUAAAAAACGGUCAUCGUUUUCAAAUGCCCAACGUGAAAACGAACAUGGAAAUUGUGACAUGGAUUAUUCAUCAAUUGAUUAUUCAGCACAGCAACUUCGUACUCAAAUCAGCCGAGAUAAGCAAAGGAAUAAUAAUUCAGAAUUUACCAAUUCUGGAGAUGUUUUCACCAAAGUAGCUAUACCGAGGUCCACUAGUUUUUUAAACGCAGGAGGAAUGGCUUGUUAUAAGGGUUUAAAUCAAAGACGUCCUCAUUUAGUAACCGGAAGUGGUGGAUCACCUCUAGGAUUCAGCGAACUAUUUGCCGAAUUUCGAUUGCAAGAGAAUCUUCAUUCUCUGGACGAAAUUCUUGGCGUAAUAAUAAAUGCUGAUGGCAUGUCCUUCAACGAUUUAAAACCGAUUUAUAAAGAAUUUCUUCUAAAACUAGCGGUAACAUUAACCAAGGACGAGAUGUUCAAUAGAUCUAAGAGCAUUAUGAGAAAACAAAAGAAAAAGAAAAUCAAACAAACGAUCAGCCCUAAUUUGAGGUAUUUUGUUGAUGAUAAAUAUGGAGGUCAACAUAUUGGAGCAUAUAAAUUACGUAAUACAAAACCAGAUAUUGAAAAUUUAUUUAAGAAGACCAGCAAUGAGGAUAUGCAUCAAAAUCGAAAUUCUUCUAGCGGUUACGUUAGUUGUUCAGAAUGUAGUUAUGAUUCAGAAAGUUGCACAUGUGCAUCAGCCGAGCCCUGCUAUUGCAGUUUGGGUUAUAAUGCAAGCAUAAAAAAUUGCCAUAAAUCUAGAACCCGUUCUUCAGGAAAAAAUAUAAGUUACGAUUGUGAUUGUGAUUCAGAUUCUUGUCUAGAUGUUGACACAAAAUGCUAUUGUAAAAAAAUUAAUGAACAAAACUUAACACGAUGCAGUGAAAAUGCUUUAAAUGUUAAAAAAAGUGAAGAAAUCGCUGCUUUAUUUGCAGAUUUCAAACCAGGUCCAGAACAUGUGAAUCCAAACAAAUCAAAAAGAAGAAGUAGUUAUGAUCCACAACCAAAUUUAAUACAAGUUAGUACAACAAAACUGACCAGAUCAUGGCAGAGUAAUGUAAGUUUAGUAGAUACAUUAGGUUAUUUUCCUUAA